AUGAGUUCUUUGAUAUAUAUAUUUGUGAUUUUUUCCAUAUUUUUACCUCUAUCGCGAGCGGAAGUAAGUGCAGUCGAGCAAUUUGUCCCUAAAGUGAAAUUAUCGGACUUGGUCGACAAUAAAACUUUGAAAUUUGUUUUUGUGAUAGUAAGACAUGGAGAACAAUUCCCAGAUAAAUACAUGAUGGAUGCUAAUCCAUCAUACGAAUAUAAAAAGUACAAAUUUCCAGUUGGAGAACUAAAUAAGAUGGGAAAAGACACUAUGUAUGAAAUUGGCGAUAAACUAAGAAAAUUAUAUCCUCAAUUUUUAGAAAGACCAUAUGUUACUAAACAUUUAACUAAAGUUACUGCAGCUGGUAACGAAUAUACAAUAGUAACACGUGAAAGUGCACUAAUUUUGAGAGAAGGACUUCGAGGAAGGAAUAAGAAGAAGGCUUUGAAGAGACAUUGGUCGACCAGAAGAUUGGCUACUACUCAUAACCACGAAUUUACUGAUGCUGCAUCAGGAUUUUUCAGAUCUUGCAAAAGUUAUUAUCCGACCCAAAAUAUAUCAUUAAUAGAAAAAUUGGUGCCAUUAUUUAAAUCGGAGAGAGAAUUCCAAAAAGUAUUCAAAGCAUUGAAAAAACACACUGAAGCCAGAGUGGAUUACAAUUAUUUGAAAAUUUUACAUGCGUUAUAUGAAUUAUACGAAACAACUUAUUAUAGUGGUUUCAAAUUGCCCAAGUGGUAUACUGAAAAGAUAUCCGACGGUUUUUAUAAAGUGAUGCAUCAAUUUGUCAAUAUAUCCUUUUCAACUGAUUACCUUAAAACAAUUACUGGAGGUCGAACGCUGAGGUACUUCUUAGACACAUUGGACGAUAAAUUGAACCACAAAUUGGAACCAUGCGAUACAAGAAUGAUGGUACACGUUGCUUAUGAUGCAAACAUAUCGCCCUUCUUUGCCGCUUUGGGUGGUGAGAAAGGAUUUACCUCAGGAAAGGAAAUUAUUCACCAUUUCUUCCCACCAUCAGGCGGUUUUGUGGUCAUAGAAGCCCAUCAAGUAGCCGACGAAGAAGACUUCUGGUUAAAGGUGUACACAUCAGAAAGUUUAUAUGCACCAGUCAGAGGCCUUAAUAUUACCGAUUGUACUGUCCCAUGUAACUACAAACAGUUGAGAAAAUUGCGCCAAAAUAUUGCAGUGACAAAAUUAGAAUGGGAAGAUAAAUGCGAAAAAGGUCCUGAAAAAAUUCCGAAAUAGAUCAACAGGAAUAAAAAAUAGAAAAUAAAUGUGGAUAAUAUUUAAGAACCUAUAAAAAAUACAUUCU
This is a messenger RNA of Ctenocephalides felis (cat flea), 1303 nucleotides long. RefSeq names its product prostatic acid phosphatase-like. Gene Ontology annotation, biological process: dephosphorylation. Lineage: Eukaryota; Metazoa; Arthropoda; Insecta; Siphonaptera; Pulicidae. The transcript has 8 exons. The record is from RefSeq and is a predicted model, not a curated record. Gene Ontology annotation, molecular function: phosphatase activity. Bases 1 to 1236 code for a protein of 411 amino acids.